ACAAACUCCAUAUAUAAACACCCUCAACUCAAUUUUCUCUCCACACUCCUCCACCCUUCUUUCUCUCCCAAAUCCUCACCAUCACAACCAAAAACCAUCACAAAAAACAUCAAACAAUCAUAAAAAUGGGUGAUGAUGGAACACCAAGAGACACCUUAUUACCCCGUGCUCGAACCCAAAGAAAAUCAUUCAACAGAUUAUUAUCCCAUGCUCAUGAUGAACUCCAUAGUUUUCGUUCUUACCUUCGUUGGAUGUGUGUCGAUCAAUCAAACAUAUACACUGCAUUCUUGUCAUGGUUUGUAUUUUUAGUAUUCGCAAUCGUAGUGCCGGCAUUUUCCCAUUUUUACCUUGCCUGUCCUACUUGCGACGCCAAACAUGAUCGUCCUUAUGAUACCCUUGUGCAGCUAUCUCUAUCAAGCAUUGCAACGUUGUCAUUUGUUUGUAUUUCUCAGUUUGUACGAAAGUAUGGCUUAAGAAGGUUUUUGUUCCUUGAUAAACUUGUGGAUGAGAGUGAUUCUGUUCGACAUCAUUAUACUACAGAACUUAAUAGAUCACUGAAGAUAUUGUCUAUCUUUGUCCUCCCAUGUUUUGUAGCUGAAUGCACCUAUAAAGUAUGGUGGUACUCUUCUGGGUCCUCUCAAAUUCCCUUCUUGGGUAACAUCAUCUUGAGUGACAUUGUAGCAUGCUCAUUGGAGCUGAUCUCUUGGCUCUAUAGAACAUUAGUCUUUUUCCUGGUGUGCGUCCUCUUUCGUUUGAUCUGCUACCUCCAGAUCCUACGGCUGAAGGACUUUGCCACCGUAUUCCAAGUAGAUUCAGAUGUCGGGUCUGUUUUGGUGGAACACCUUCGGAUCAGGAGGCACUUGAGGAUCAUAAGCCAUCGUUAUCGUGCAUUUAUCUUAUAUGCCUUGACAAUUAUCACUUCAAGCCAAUUUGCAGCCCUGCUGUUCACCACCAAAAACCAUGCAGAUAUGAGCAUUUUCAGAGCUGGAGAGCUUGCUCUAAGCUCCAUGACUCUAAUGACCGGACUUGCAAUAAUAUUGCGAAGUGCUACAAAAAUAACACACAAAGCUCAGGCUGUCACCGCUCUUUCUACCAAGUGGCAUGUUUGUGCAACAAUUGACUCCUUUUUUACCACCUCUGAGACCGAAACACCAGUAGCCCAGAACACCAGUACUGGUGGUGCAGCAAGUCCAGGUUUCUUUGAUGCUAGAAGUGGAGAUUCAGAUGAAGAUGAAGCUGGAUCAGAAGAGGAUGAUGUUGAUAACACCAAGUUUCUCCCUGCUUAUGCCUACAGCUCAAUCGGUUUCCAGAAACGACAAGCUCUUGUGACAUAUUUUGAGAACAACAAAGCUGGAAUCACAGUUUAUGGAUUCAUGUUGGAUCGAACUUGGCUUCAACUCAUUUUUGGUAUCGAGUUAUCCUUAGUACUUUGGCUGCUCGGAAAAACCAUUGGUAUCUAACAGACAAAAGCAUCAUCAUUUGGCAAGCAAGAUAAUCCAACCUUUGCUUCUCUGAUCUUAUGGUCCUUCAUUUCUUAGAAGCUCUUUUGCCAUCAGUCGGAGUGAGUGAGGGUGGCGAGGAGGCGGCUGGUUUGACAGUCUUAGUUUGGUCCUCCUGCCAAGAGACACCAUUGAGUUCGUUAUAGUGAGUUUCUCCAUGUUGUGCACCUAACCGCAAUUCUUUCACAUCAUCAUCCAUUUGUAGAUUCUAAAGCCUUGUUUGGUUUGAUUCUUGUACUUAAGCAUCUUCACAACGACAUAUGAUUUGUACUUUCUUCCGGAAGAUAUUAGGCUUGUCAUCAUUUAUUUAUUUGUGUAAAUUAUUGGGAACAGAACAAGUGGUUUAUUUUUGUAAGUUGGUUGUAAGCUCAUAUUAUCAAGUUGCAAUAUCAUCGAGUAUUUGUUCUUCCUUU
Messenger RNA from Beta vulgaris subsp. vulgaris (sugar beet), 1912 nucleotides. RefSeq lists its product as hypothetical. The coding region runs from base 126 to 1460 and encodes 444 amino acids. The transcript is spliced from 4 exons. The record is from RefSeq and is a predicted model, not a curated record. Lineage: Eukaryota; Viridiplantae; Streptophyta; Magnoliopsida; Caryophyllales; Amaranthaceae.